UGUGCGUGCAUUCAGACAAAACGGCAGCAGCACGAGGUCUGUAGCCAUGACUAGGCGCUGCUGCGUACGCUUCACCACGCUCCUCUCGCUCCUGGCGGCGCUGCUCUCGGCCACCGCCUGCCUCGACUUCGGCUUCUACGACACGAGAUGCCCCGCCGCCGAGACCAUCGUGCAGCAGACCGUCGCCGCCGCGUUCAGGAACGACUCCGGCGUCGCUCCGGCGAUAAUCCGCAUGCACUUCCAUGACUGCUUCGUCAGAGGCUGCGACGGCUCGGUGCUGAUCGACUCGACGACGAACCCGAACAACACGGCGGAGAAGGAUGCCAUCCCCAACAAGCCGAGCCUCCGGUUCUUCGAGGUGGUCGACCGCGCCAAGGCGGCUCUGGAGGCGCAGUGCCCCGGUGUGGUCUCCUGCGCAGACAUUCUCGCCUUCGCGGCCCGGGACAGCGUCGUGCUCUCAGGCGGCCUCGGCUACCAGGUGCCGGCCGGGCGCCGCGACGGCCGGACAUCUAAUGCAACCGAGGCGCUCAACCAGCUGCCCCCGCCGUUCUUCAACGCCACCCAACUGGUAGACAACUUCGCCUCCAAGAACCUCACCCUUGAGGACAUGGUUGUCCUCUCCGGCGCGCACACCCUCGGCGUCUCGCACUGCGACAGCUUCGCCGGUAUCGGCAACCUCGGCGACCGGAUCCACAACUUCAGCAGCUCAGCUGACGGUGUUGAUCCGUCGCUGAGCAAGGCCUACGCACUUCUGCUCAGGAGCGUCUGCCCGUCCAACAGCAGCCAGUUCUUCCCAACGACGACGCCGUUCAUGGACCUCAUCACGCCGAACAAGUUCGACAACAAGUACUACGUGGGCCUGCAGAACAACCUUGGCCUCUUCAUCUCGGACGCGGCGCUCAUGACCAACGCGACGAUGAGGACCCUGGUCAACUCCUUCGUGCGCAGCGAGUCCACGUGGAAGACCAAGUUCGCCAAGUCCAUGCUCAAGAUGGGGCAGAUCGAGGUGAUGACCGGGAGUCAGGGCGAGAUCAGGCGCAACUGCAGGGUCGUCAACCCUGCUCGCACCGCCGGCGCCCAUGACGAUGCCGUCGCCGGGUCAUCAGAUUCUUCAGGAUUCACUGGAGUAGCUGCAAGCUAACCAUCAUCGAUUAUCGUCUAGUGUGGAACUGUGGAUUUGAUGUUGCAGUAAGUAAUGAGCAAAUUACAUAAGCAAGAAAAAUUGCUUGUUGCAUGAGCAGGGAGAGGGAGAGGGAGAGGGAGAGGGAGCAUAAUCUAGAGAACUGAAGGAAAAGGAGGUGACCACACUCUGUUGUAUGUUAUGAGUUAUGACUUGCGUUAUGUUUGGAGUUUGAUUGUGAGGAAGAAAUAAAUCUGUGCCAAACAUUGUUGUUCGUGGCAAACAUA
Messenger RNA from Setaria italica (foxtail millet), 1407 nucleotides. Its product is annotated as peroxidase 5. Gene Ontology annotation, biological process: hydrogen peroxide catabolic process; response to oxidative stress. NCBI's taxonomy places the organism in Eukaryota, Viridiplantae, Streptophyta, Magnoliopsida, Poales, Poaceae. The coding region runs from base 47 to 1141 and encodes 364 amino acids. The transcript is spliced from 3 exons. The record is from RefSeq and is a predicted model, not a curated record. Gene Ontology annotation, cellular component: plasmodesma; plant-type cell wall. Gene Ontology annotation, molecular function: peroxidase activity; heme binding.